Meriones unguiculatus (Mongolian gerbil) is the source of this 3734-nucleotide messenger RNA. It is a transcript of the gene Klf16, whose product is annotated as KLF transcription factor 16. The coding region runs from base 1214 to 1885 and encodes 223 amino acids. The record is from RefSeq and is a predicted model, not a curated record. The transcript has 2 exons. NCBI's taxonomy places the organism in Eukaryota, Metazoa, Chordata, Mammalia, Rodentia, Muridae. Gene Ontology annotation, biological process: regulation of transcription by RNA polymerase II. Gene Ontology annotation, molecular function: DNA-binding transcription factor activity, RNA polymerase II-specific; RNA polymerase II cis-regulatory region sequence-specific DNA binding.
UGGAGCCCCAACAUUGCUGGAGGUGAUAACCACACCCCCACCCAGGCUUCUGAUAAAAGCACCCAGAUGGGCUGACAGUGGGUAGAUGAUACAAGCAGGUGGGGUGGGUUGGUGUCUGUCCUGGGAAGUCUUGUGAGGGUGCCAUCUUGACUCCCCAGUCUCAAGAGCUCCUGCGAGGUGGGGAGUAUUCGGGUAGCCGGGCCCCCUGGGAGGGGUACAGAGCCAUGCCGCCCCUCUCUAAUUGAUGGGCUUUUGAGACAGUUUCAACUUGGUAGCCCUGACUAGGCUGGGACUUAAAAUGCAGCCCAGGCUGGUCUCGAACUCGGACCCGCCUGCCUCUGCGUGUGCUGCCACUGCCUGGAUGAACAUAUUUCUAUUUCCUGUGUGUGUGGGCACGUGUGUGCCUUGGUGCAUAUGUGAAAGGUCAGAGGACAAUUUGGCGAAUUGGUUCUCUUCUAACGUGGGCUUGGUGGAAGGAGGCAUCUUGCUAGCCCACUUCCCCUCUUUUAUGUAAAUGGGGUGAUAGGAGCCCUCUCUUGGGAGAUGUCAAACUGAGGGGCGCAGUGAGCCAGCCUUCCUGGCCCUGGUUCAUGUGUCUUUAUCCUGUAGACUUUCCCUCAGCAAGCGUUAAGCCCCUCGCUGCACGCCAGACUCAUGCUGUGACAUUUUAGGAACCCAGCACUGGGCCCCAGCUGGGGAGGGACAGAUGUCCUAUUGGGAGACCACCAGCAGAGUCAGAGGUCAUGCCCCUCUGGGAAGGGGUAGCUGGCAGCCAACAGAGCCAAGGUUUGGGCUUCAUCCUUGACUCCCAGCCAAGGUGGAGAUCUGACAAGCUCUUGUACAGCUGCUGGGCUGAAAAAAAAAGUACCAGUCCAGGCCUUCCCCGGAGGAGGCCAGACCCAGGCAGGGUGAGGCGUGGCCUGGUGGAAACUGCACCUUCGGGUCCCCCUCUGCUGGCCACGCCCCUCCUGGAGGAGUUUACAGGAUGUCACAACCUUGCCUGUUUUCAAGGCUGCAAAGCACCUAAGGCUUCCGAGUCGUCCCCAGUUCACCUCGGCCCCGCCUGAGUCAGAGGGUCAAGUCCAUAGCCACGCCCACAGGGCCGUUUCUGCGUGGUCCCCACCCACCUAACCCUUCUCCGGGCCAGGAGGUCCUGCAGUCAGGUGUCUAGGGCUUGGGAACGCUCCCUCGCCUGCAGCACCCCUCCGGGUAGAUGCCCGACGUUUCAGGGGCGGGGGAGUGUGCUCUGGGUACCAUACCGCCACCGGUGUGCACACGUGCGCCCCCAACCCCCCCCAGCGCGGGGCGGGCGCUGGCAGGCUCCCAGCGCAGCCAGGCGACCCUGCCCGGGCCUCUGUUUUCCCCGUGGCGGGAGCGAGGACCACGUGAGCAAGGCCGGUUGGGCCGCCGAUGUCUCCGCCGGUCGCCGCCGAGCUACUGCGGCAGCUGCGUUCCCAGCGGGCCGGCGCGGGCCGCGGGCGCCUCCACUGCAACCUGCUCCUGGCAGAGCGGAGCUUCUGGCAGAGUGGAACUAGGGGACGAGAGGCGGGGACCAGCCCCGCAGGGAGGCCCCGAAAGGGGAAGUGAGCGGCCCUUUGCCUGUGACUGGCCUGGCUGCGACAAGAAGUUUGCACGUUCCGAUGAGCUGGCCCGCCACCACCGGACGCACACGGGCGAGAAGCGGUUUCCCUGUCCCCUGUGCACCAAGCGCUUCACCCGCAGCGACCACCUGACCAAGCACGCCCGACGCCAUCCCGGCUUCCGUCCGGAACUGCUCCGGCGACCCGGUGCCCGCAGCGCCUCCCCCAGCGACUCGCUGCCCUGUAGCCUGGCUGGCAGCCCCUCCCCUAGCCCUGUCCCUAGCCCAGCUCCUGCCGCCUUGUAGAGCCCUGGCUACCCACCCUGAGAGUGGUCCGCUCGCCACGCAUCAGCAGGGAUUUCCAUCAAGGGACACGCCUGUCCUCUGGAAAGCCCGUGUCCUGGAGUCCCAGCCCACCUCAAGGAGGCAGCCAGGGUACUGAGAACGGACUUGGGUCACCUGGGGGCCUGGAAGGUGGCCUAGGGUUCUGUCUGUAAAUAGCCAUGAUCAGCUGUUCCAUUCCCUCUGCAGGGACCCCUAAAUGGGCAGUCAGCAGGCCCCCUUUCCCCUCCUGCCACCCUCUGCCUUCCCUCCUGGGUGGCACUGGGCACGAAGCCCAGACCCAGUACCACUCCUUCAGCCCCCAGUCACUCCUCCAGCUUGGGACACAGGUAUACAGAGCCAUAGGAGACUGGGGCUUCCCGCGGGCCCCAGCGUGUCCCCACUCCACUGAAAGCCAUUGGCGGAAGUUCAGGGAAAUGGGUCGUGCAGCCUGGCUGACGCCCUGCCAUGGGUACUCAAAUCUCAGGUGUCCACAGGUUCUGCCCUCAGUAAGGGCCUCCCCGCGCUCCUAGCCCCGGAAGUACAGGAGAUGCUACAGUUUUCAGAGGAGAACUUAGGGGGUCUCAGGCAGGGGUGUGGAGGUCCCUCACAGAGCAUCACCACUCACUUCAGGGUGGGGUGCUGGGCAGGUGGGAAACGUUAUUUAUUGUCCUCUCUGACUGCUGGUAAAGGGGCCCUGGCUUCCCCUAUCUGGGUGUGCAUAUGUGUGAGAGAGACAGUGGGUAUCUGAUGCCUGGGGCUCAGCCUCCCUGCUCCCACUGGGUUAGAGUCCCUGAGUUUGGCCUUGGUGGCCUUGCGUCUCAGACAAUCUUUUCUAGGACCCCUAUGGCCAUCAGGCUAGGGGUGUAGGGCUCUGCCAUGCCCUCCACAUUCCUGGGUGUCUGCAGAGGGUGGCCUUGGACUCCUGGGCUGAAAGCAGGGGCCUCAGCUCCCGGGCCUCCUGGGGUAGCUCAUUUUUUUGUUCUGUUUGGGUUUUUUUGUUUUGUUUUAUUUGCUUUUUUUAAUUUUUUUUUUUUUUUAAGGGAUAGACUAUUUUUUCAGGCUCUAGUUUCUUGUUCCAGGGGGUCCUUUUGUGUGGCCACCGUCCUCAGGGGUAUAAGUGUUGGGGGAAGGUCUCACGGUGAACAUGGAAGUGGAUUGGGGAGGUCUCUCUCAGGAGAGCCUUUCUCAGGGUCCUCUUUCUACUGCAGUUUGGAGUUCCUUUUCUAGAAAGGCAAUUAGGGACAACCCCCACCCCCCAGGAAUUGGGGACCCAGAGAUAGCUGAGCUGCCCUGUGUAGGCUGUGGGAGGUUUCUGGCCUACCCAGUUUGUUCCAGAACCUUCCAUCGUCCAGCGAGGGAGGCUUUGGGUAAAGCCACCUUUACCUGAGCCUAUGUUUGUGUGUGGGGAGGGGUUACCCUUCUAGAGCUGGGCUCGUAGGGUCCUGGCCCAGCCCUCCUCCCAGGUACUUCCAUUUGCCCCUUCUCUUUGGCCACAGAAAUGAGAUGCCUUAGUGGUGGGGUGGGGUGGGGGGCUGGGGCCCCAUUCUUCUUGUGUCUUUUGGAUGUAUCCUGCUUCAUCCGAGCUCUUGCUGGUCCCCUGUUCUUCCUGCAAACGGGGUCUGAGGUCCAUAAGCAACCAGAGCUUUCCUGCCUCCCUCCCUCCCUCCUAACUUCACGUUCUGGUUGGUCACUGGGACCUGGGUCUAACCAUUGAGGGGCAGCCAGGACAAGAGUCUAAGGGAUUUUGUUCUUUCUGUGGGGGCACCCCUCCUCCAUUCCGCCUGGCCUCUCACCCUUGUAUUUAAUUAAAGAAGCCCUUUUUUAAAACCUG